Messenger RNA from Raphanus sativus (radish), 1132 nucleotides. RefSeq names its product RHOMBOID-like protein 7. Gene Ontology annotation, biological process: proteolysis. Bases 154 to 1104 code for a protein of 316 amino acids. Gene Ontology annotation, molecular function: serine-type endopeptidase activity. The record is from RefSeq and is a predicted model, not a curated record. NCBI's taxonomy places the organism in Eukaryota, Viridiplantae, Streptophyta, Magnoliopsida, Brassicales, Brassicaceae. The transcript has 4 exons. Gene Ontology annotation, cellular component: membrane.
CAGCAAAGUUUCUCUGUUCAUAGUUACAUGUCUCGAGCGGUUUGUUCUUGUCUCAAAAAAAAACGUUGAAGUUUUCUUUCCAAAAGUAACCAAAGUUCUUGCAAAAACUUUUUAAUUGCAUUAGACUAUAGCAAGAGUACGAGAGAGAGAGAGAUGCUGUCCACGGCGGAGGAAGAUCCUGAAGGUGGAGGAGGAACAGAACGAAGAGUCCGUAACGGCGGUGACGAGACGACCCCCGACGUACGGUGGACGUCGUGGUUGAUUCCGAUGGUAGUAACUGCCAACGUCGUCGUUUUCAUCUCCGUGAUGUACGUCAACGACUGCCCUCACAAUAGCCAUCGGUGUCUCGCAAAGUUCCUCGGACGUUUCUCCUUCGAGUCUUUCAAGAAGAACCCUCUUCUCGGUCCUUCUUCCUCUACAUUGGAGAAACUGGGAGCUUUGGCAUGGGGGAAAAUAGUUCAUAAGCGUCAAGGUUGGAGACUAUUAACAUGUAUGUGGUUGCACGCUGGUGUUAUCCAUUUGCUUUUAAACAUGCUUUGUGUCGCCUUCAUUGGAUUCCGUCUGGAACAGCAGUUUGGUUUUGUUCGAGUUGGGACAAUCUAUCUUGUGUCAGGUUUCUGCGGGAGCAUACUAUCUUGUUUGUUUCUUCAGAAUGCCAUUUCCGUAGGUGCUUCAAGCGCCUUGUUUGGUCUCUUAGGAGCAAUGUUAUCAGAACUGUUAAUCAAUUGGACUACCUAUGACAACAAGGGUGUGGCUCUGAUAAUGCUUUUGGUGAUUGUUGGUGUUAACUUAGGAUUAGGGACACUUCCUCCUGUUGAUAAUUUUGCUCACAUUGGAGGUUUCUUGGGUGGUUUUCUUCUUGGUUUUCUUCUCUUGAUUCAUCCACAGUUCGAAUGGGAGGAAAACCGAUUUUCUCUUAUGCCCGGUUCAAUUGCUAAACCGAAGUACAGCACUUGUCAACUCGUGCUUUGUAUAGCUGCAUCCAUUGUCUUUGUCCUCGGGUUUGUUACUGGGUUGGUGUUACUAUUCAGAGGAGAUAACUUGAACAGAUAUUGUAAGUGGUGCCAUAAACUUAGCUACUCUGUUAAAUCUCAAUGGGCAUAACAUAUUCUUUUCUUAGUGCUAGAUUAUU